AAGAUGUCAGAAAACCAACGAAUAAGGGCCUACGUCUUUAAAAACCCUAGGUGACGUCACUUGAUUGAACGCGUUGAUUCUCUGGAUGUAUAAACAAAACCCGGUCACGCUUUAAAAAAGUCAUAAGGCAAGGAGUGUGUGUUCAUUCCCACCAGGAUGAAGGUGGUGAAUUUGAAGCAAGCCAUUCUGCAGGCUUGGAAAGAGCGCUGGAGUGACUACCAAUGGGCAGUCAACAUUAAGAAAAACUUUCCAAAGGGGGCAACAUGGGACUACCUUAACUUCGCAGAGGCUCUGAUGGAGCAGGCGAUGAUUGGUCCAUCUCCCAACCCACUCAUUUUGUCUUACCUUAAAUAUGCCAUAAGUUCACAGAUGGUGUCGUAUUCCAGCGUUCUCACUGCCAUCAGCAAGUUCGACGGCUUUUCCCGGGAGCUGUGUGUCAAAUCGUUGUUGGAGAUAAUGGACAUGUUCUGCCAUCGUCUCAACUGCCACGGGAAGGCCGAGGAGUGCAUUGGGCUGUGUCGGGCCCUGCUGGGAGUGGUGGUGUGGCUGCUGCAGGGCUGUGCGUUUUACUGUGACCAGCUGAGAGAGCUGGGGCCGUCGGCCAGCACCGAGGCCAUCCUGAGAGCCUGCCAGGAGCGACUGCACGGCCUGAUAAGCAGCACCAAGAACAAAGCUCUGGUCCACAUCGCCCGGCUGGAAGACCCAGGUUCCUGGGGUAAUGUUGAGGAAACGAUGAUUGCGGUGACAGACGGCCUCUGUCAUGUUCCUAACGGGACACUGAGGACUUCCAUAGAGGAAACGCUGGCUUUGGUGAAAAGUAUUCCCCUGAUGCUCUCUGUGCAGAGUGAGCCUCCUCCUCACGCCUCCUUCCCAUCUGUCCACGCCUUCAUCAUGCUGGAGGGCACCAUGAACCUGACGGGGGAGACGCAGCCUCUGGUGGAGCAGCUGAUGAUGAUUAAAAGGAUGCAGAGAAUUCCUGGUCCUCUGUUCGUCCUGGAGAUCUGGAAGGCUUGUUUCACUGGCCUCAUCGAGUCACCAGAGGGCACCGAAGAGCUGAAAUGGACCGCCUUCACUUUCCUCAAAAUUCCUCAAGUUUUGCUCAGACUGAAGAAAUAUCCGCAAGGAGACAAGGGACAGGAUUUUACAGAGGAGGUAAACAUUGCGUUUCAGUACCUCCUGAAACUGACGCCGCUGCUGGACAAGGCAGACCAGAGAUGCAAUUGCGACUGCCUCGGCAUGCUGCUGCAGGAGUGCAACAAGCUGGGCCUGCUGUCGGAUUCCAACACCGAAGUCCUCACGUCCAAACGGAAUGAAGACAGGGAGUUUGCCCCACGGCUAAAAACGGCAGAAAACGCAAACAUCCAGCCAAACCCGGGCCUCAUCCUGAGAGCGGAACCAACUGUUACAAAUAUUCUCAAGACAGUGGAUGCGGACCACUCAAAAUCCCCUGAGGGCCUCCUGGGGGUUCUGGGUCACAUGUUGUCUGGGAAGAGUCUGGAUCUGCUCCUGGCAGCAGCAGCAGCCACCGGCAAACUCAAAUCCUUCGCCCGGAAAUUUAUUAAGCUCAACGAGUUUCCGAAGCACAUCAGCGGCGAAGGAUCUAAGUCUGCGUCUGUACGCGCCCAGCUCUUUGACAUUUCCUUCCUCAUGCUCUGUCAUGUUGUGCAGACGUACGGUUCAGAGGUGAUCUUGUCCGACCCCAGUCCUUCAGGGGAGACGCCCUUUUUUGAAACAUGGCUGCAGACGUGCAUGCCUGAGGAGGGCAAGACUCUGAAUCCAGACCACCCAUGCUUCAGACCCGAGCCGGGUAAAGUGGAGAGCCUGGUGACCCUGCUGAACAACUCCUCAGAAAUGAAACUAGUUCAGGUGAAGUGGCAUGAAAUCUGCCUCAGCACUCCGGCGGCCAUUUUGGAAGUUCUCAACGCGUGGGAGAACGGAGUUCUUUCCGUGGAGGCGGUGCAGAAGAUCACUGAUAACAUCAAGGGGAAAGUGUGCAGCAUGGCCAUUUGUGCGGUGGCGUGGCUGGUGGCGCACGUCCGGAUGUUGGGACGGGACGAGAGAGAGAAGCCUCAGACUAUGAUCCGACAGCUUGUGACUCCCCUGUACGCGGAGAACACGAUGCAGUUCUACAACGAACGCGUGGUCAUAAUGAGCUCCAUCAUGGAGCACAUGUGUGCCGACGUCUUCCAACAAACGGGCGCCAUGCUGCGUUCGCCCAUAGAAGGCCAAGAACCGAUCGCGUACCGCAACCUGCUGCCUCCCAAGGAACCCAUCCACCAUUCCCUCAGCAAGCAGUUCCAGGUGGUGCUGCGCAAAGGCUGGGUGGACAGUCGGGCUCUGCACCUGUUUGAGAGUCUCCUCAACAUGGGAGGGGUCUUCUGGUUUACUAACAAUCUCAUCAAGGAACUGCUGAAGGAAACCCGGCAGGAGUGGGCCACCCGGGUCGUAGAGUUGCUGUACAGCAUCUUCUGCCUGGACAUGCAGCAGAUCACGCUGACUCUGCUGGGAACCAUCCUGCCCAACCUCCUGACCGACUCUGCUCACUGGCACAGCCUGGCCGACCCUCCCGGAAAGGCCUUGGCCAAGCUGUCAGUGUGGUGCGCUCUCAGCUCUUACUCCUCGCACCACAAAGGCCCCUUCUCGGCUCGUCAGCGGAAAAGGCAGAGAGAAGAUAUCGAGGACUACAACAGUCUCUUCCCAUUGGACGACACUCAGCCGUCUAAACUCAUGAGGCUCCUCAGCUCCAACGAGGACGAGCCCGUCGCUCUCUCCAGUCCAGGAGACCGGUCCAUGAGCAGCUCCCUGUCUCCGUCUCAGCUGCACACCGUCAACAUGAGGGACCCUCUCAAUAGAGUCCUGGCCAACCUCUUCCUCCUGUUCUCCUCCAUCUUGGGCUCCAAGAUGGCGGGGCCUCACACCCAGUUUGUGCAGAGUUUUCUUGAGGAGUGCGUCGAGUGCUUGGAGCAGGGAAGCCGUGGGAGCAUUCUGCAGUUCAUGCCUUUCACCAUGGUGUCGGAGCUGGUGAAGCUGCCGGCGCUGGCCAAGCCCAAAGUGGUCCUGGCCAUCACUGACCUGAAUCUGCCCCUGGGAAGGAGAGUGGCUGCCAAAGCCAUCUCGGCUCUUUAAACUCUUCCAGUUUCCAGUUCGUCCAGCCCCGGACUCACCCGCCCCACCAAUCUAACAUGUUCUGAGAAGCGAAGAUGAAGGACGAAGGGUAAAAACAAAACUUAAGCCUGAACGGACCGACUGGAGUAUUAGACUUCCCUUUUUUUUUUCUUUACACACAGUAUCUUUUUGAGCUUUUUUCAUACAUCUUUGACUUUAUAAAUAGGUUUUUGAAUAAAAAAAUAGUUUGCUUUUGCCAGUUA
This is a messenger RNA of Xiphophorus hellerii (green swordtail), 3368 nucleotides long. It is a transcript of the gene med24, whose product is annotated as mediator complex subunit 24. The transcript has 26 exons. The coding region runs from base 157 to 3126 and encodes 989 amino acids. Lineage: Eukaryota; Metazoa; Chordata; Actinopteri; Cyprinodontiformes; Poeciliidae. Gene Ontology annotation, biological process: positive regulation of transcription initiation by RNA polymerase II. Gene Ontology annotation, cellular component: mediator complex. The record is from RefSeq and is a predicted model, not a curated record. Gene Ontology annotation, molecular function: transcription coregulator activity.